Messenger RNA from Penaeus indicus, 1072 nucleotides. Its product is annotated as solute carrier family 15 member 4-like. The record is from RefSeq and is a predicted model, not a curated record. The transcript is spliced from 6 exons. Bases 1 to 939 code for a protein of 312 amino acids. Gene Ontology annotation, cellular component: membrane. Gene Ontology annotation, biological process: transmembrane transport. NCBI's taxonomy places the organism in Eukaryota, Metazoa, Arthropoda, Malacostraca, Decapoda, Penaeidae. Gene Ontology annotation, molecular function: transmembrane transporter activity.
AUGCAAAAGGGAUUAGAAGCAUAUAUAAAGGUGUUCUUUGUACCUUUAGUGGAUUAUAUGGAAACUAGCUUUCAGGCCCAGGGACUUCACAUGCGCUUCUCCAUUCAUGGUGUCAACAGCAGUAACGAGUCAGCAUUGGUGGAAGAACUGGAGAUCGAGAGGACGAAAUUUAGUAUACCAGCAGCGUGGCUUACGCUCUUUAACCAGCUGUUCCUCAUCGCAGCCAUUCCAGUCCUUACCAGCUUCCUCUAUCCCAUCCUGGACAAAGCUGGCAUCAGGGUGUCGAUGCUGUUUAGAAUAGGUGUUGGGAUGGUGUUCAGUAUCCUGGCAGUUAUGACGGCUGGGGGUCUGGAGACUUACAGAACAUACCUGUGGAGAACUGACAACUCAACACAUAUUGAGCAAGUGAUCGGGAAUGUGACAUACCAUGCUGUCAACAUAUCGAUAUUCUGGCAGGUUCCUCAGUAUGUCUUAGUUGGAGCAGCUGAACUGUUUGCAAGCAUCGCAGGUUUGGAGUUUGCCUAUUCUGCUGCACCACGUUCCUUCCAAGCUAUGAUUAUGGGCUUGUUCUACACCAUGGAGGGCAUUGGCUCUCUCCUGGGCACAGCGUUACUUCACCUUGUCAGUCCCUUUUGGCUCAGCAAUAUGACUGACUAUGGGAAUAUCAAUGACAACCAUUUGGAUUUUUACCUUUAUUUCCUUGGGGUUCUUCAGUUUACUACCUUCUUAGUUUAUUGUGGUGCCCUUUACAUGCAGAAGUUUUCUCUGAGACCCAUAGCUAUGCCACCAUCGAGAAGAAGACGUCCCACCGAGCCCUUCUCGGGCGACCAGGGACCAGGUGGUGUGGGGUUGAUAGAGGAAGAAAACGAGGACGAGGACGAGGAGGACGAGGAAGAUGAUCACGACAUGAGAGCGAAUGAUAAUCAACAGUUGUUGUGAAACUUUUGUGAUUAAAUGAUAGUUCUUGUAAAUAUAGAAUCUCGUAAGAUAAUUUUUUUAUAUGCUUAAUGUUCUGUGAAUUUUUUUUUUUUUUUUGUUAGUGAAGUAGCAGUCACUGCUUAGACCUCUCCAA